Dicentrarchus labrax (European seabass) is the source of this 1331-nucleotide messenger RNA. RefSeq lists its product as uncharacterized. The transcript is spliced from 2 exons. The coding region runs from base 11 to 1186 and encodes 391 amino acids. The record is from RefSeq and is a predicted model, not a curated record. NCBI's taxonomy places the organism in Eukaryota, Metazoa, Chordata, Actinopteri, Moronidae.
CUCAAACCCAAUGGACCCCCAGCAGAAGCGGCUUCUUGCGGUCGCCGUCCUGUAUCACAGGCUGAAAGCCAGGCGCAGACGUCGGAGCUGGGUCCGCGAGACCAACCAGGCGAGGCCCGAGCAGGGGGAGUUCCACCGUCUGGUCCGCGAGCUGCGGCUGGACGGUGGCCGCUUCCAGACACACUUCAGGCUGAGUGUGGAGCAGUUCGACGGGCUGCUGCACAGAGUCGGCCCGCUCAUCAGAGCCGUGGAGACCAACUACAGGAAACCUAUCUCCCCCUCCCAGAGGCUGAGCAUCUGUCUGCGGUAUCUUGUCUCCGGGGAGUCCUGUCGGUCCGUGGCCCACAGCUACAGGGUGGGUGUGUCCACUGUGUGCGGCAUCGUCCGGCAGGUAUCGCAGGCCGUCUGGGACUGCCUGGUGGACGACUUCAUGCCGGUACCCAGAGAGGCCGACUGGAGGGCGAUGGCGGAGGACUACAUGGAGUUGAGGAACUUCCCAAACUGCGUUGGCGCUGUGGACAGCAAACAUGUUAUUAUCCAGGCCCCCGCAAAUUCAGGACCGUUGUACCGCAACUACAAGGGGUCCUUUUCGAUCGUGCUUACGGCAGUGGUCGAUGCCCGGUACCGGUUCCGGCUGGUGGACUUGGGGGCGUGUGGCGGGAGCAGCGAUGGAGACGUACUGUCGGACUCAGUGUUUGGCCAAGCCCUCCGGACUGCAACGCUCCGCCUCCCGCCGGAUCAACACCUCCCAGGUGCAGAACAUCUGGGCCCCCUGCCUCACGUUCUGGUGGGAGACGAGGCCUUUCCUUUGCUGCGGAACCUCAUGCGACCGUAUCCGGGAUCGAACCUGCCCAGAGAGCAGCGCCUGUACAACCAGCGGCUGUCCCAGGCGAGGAGGCUUGUGGACUGCGUCUUCAGCAGGCUGGCCAGCGAGUUCCGGAUCUUCCAGCAGGUGAUGCGCAUUGAACCGGUGGCAGCCGAGCUGGCUGUUCGGGCCGCCUGCAUUCUGCACAACUUCAUGCGGUGGGACCUGACGGAGGACAUCAGCGCAGACGGGGCCGGUGAGGGACUGCUGCCGGUGCAGAGGCUUCAGAGCGACGACGCUUCCGCAGAGGCUUCCUCCAUCCGCAACAGGUUCGCAGAGUACCUCUCCUCCCCUGCGGCUGCACGGUGUUUGACACGAUAGGUCAGAAACUCUGAGCAGUUGGUGGACCUCUGAAUGUUUGUGUAUGUCCAUUUAUUUAUUUUUCAGCCUAUAUGACAUUAUAUCCUUAACACUGAAUGUGUCUAUUGUUGCUUUUAGUAAAAACAUUAAAAGCUUCAAAAACUUU